Messenger RNA from Coniosporium apollinis CBS 100218, 267 nucleotides. RefSeq lists its product as uncharacterized. The record is from RefSeq and is a predicted model, not a curated record. The transcript has 2 exons. The coding region runs from base 1 to 267 and encodes 88 amino acids. NCBI's taxonomy places the organism in Eukaryota, Fungi, Ascomycota, Dothideomycetes.
AUGGGUCCCCAUCGCGGAGGUGCUGCCGUGGCAUACCUCCCCAUGAGCGAUGAAGGCGUCGUCCUUUACAUUGGUGGAUUCAAUACCACUAGAAGAAUGUCCACAACCGACGGGGUCAUGUGGGAUGAUGCUCGCCUAGACAGCGUCGACGUAUAUGGUGUUCAUUAUGGAAAAUGUUAUACCAUCCAAACCAGUGGAGACACCCCUCCUGACCGGCAGGAGAUGGCAACGUGGAUGUCCCCAACGCUGGACUGGAGCUCCUUCUAG